Messenger RNA from Penicillium griseofulvum, 2538 nucleotides. RefSeq lists its product as uncharacterized. The record is from RefSeq and is a predicted model, not a curated record. The coding region runs from base 1 to 2538 and encodes 845 amino acids. The transcript is spliced from 5 exons. NCBI's taxonomy places the organism in Eukaryota, Fungi, Ascomycota, Eurotiomycetes, Eurotiales, Aspergillaceae.
AUGAAACCAAGCCCACUUGAUAUGGGCUAUGCCCGACCUCUCGAAUUCACUUUGUCAGUCGUCGUGAGGUCCCAUCCUAGUCCACUCGACUUUCAAUUCGCCGCCGAUACUCUCCUCUCACAAUGGCCAAUACUGAAUUUGCGAAUGAACUCAUUGAAAACGAAAUUCCUGGACCCAAAAGAUCCCGGGGACCUGGCCGAGGUGUGGGAAGGGAGAACUAUCGAACAAGACCUCAGCGAGAUUCUCCAAGUUUCCUCCGAGCCAGACGCCCCGCAGCUGAUUGACUCCGAGGCGCUCGAAAAUGUGUUGAAUUUGGGGUAUCGAAUUUCGCACGCAUGGAAGCAGCGAGUCUUUUCCAUACGAACGGUAUUCUUGAACGAUGCCUGCGUAAUAGGGUUUAAGUUUCUGCAGCCCCUUUGCGAUGCGAGUGGCGCCCAUCGAAUAGUCCAGGCUUAUUGCACCCUUCUUAGAGGGGAGAGAAUUACCCAUACGCUCCGUGCCCGACAAUCCUUGUCACUGAAAUCAGAAGUACUCGAGAAAUGCGCCGAGAUGAUCGAGUCUCAUCAGAUCGCAGACCUGCACAAAUAUUCGACCCGUCGCACUUGGGCAGCCGGACUCGGGGCUCUUGCGAAGCAAAUCGGGCGGGAUAUAUUCUAUCCUUCUGCAAGACGGGUCGGCAAGAGCUUGUUGAUUCCCCAAGAGCAAAUUCAAAGCUGGUUAGAAGAGGCCGAAAGUAAAAAGGCCAAGGUAACCGAGCAUGAUCUCUUGUUAGCUUUCAUCUACAAGGCUUCUUUACAUCCACCAACUCCUCACAAUUUCGGCCUAGUUAUUGACAUCUCAAAACAACUCCAGUCCGAGACAAACCUCUCUAACCCCUGGUACAUGAUGCCACUGCCGGAUCCAAUGCCAACAAGCGAAUAUAGCUCCCCUUCAUUAGUCCGACUUGCAACAUACAUCCGGCGUGCAGUUGACGAGGCCAAACAGCCAGAAUGUAUUGGAGAGAUUGUUGUGCAACACAAGAGACUAAAGAAAAGUCCCAUGGUGCCAAGAUCAUAUGGCAGGCGAGCGGCUCAACCGCGCAUAGCGUCGUGGAAACAUCUGCCCCUUUAUGAUAUUGAUAUCCAAGGUGAAACUCCGCUAUUUGUACAGGGUAGUGUUGACUACUGCGGACUUUUGCGAGAGACUAAAACUCAUUUGGAUGAUUUGUUGGUGACGUGGAAAGCGCGAGGCCGGGAUGGGGAGGAUGGUGGUUAUUGGGUUCAUGGGAGACUACCUGAAGCUGUUUGGAGGCUCUCCCGCAGCGAAAAGACACUCGAUCCAACUUCAUCACAGAACACCCUCAAUCCCCAUUUCUACCUGCCAUUCGAUAAAGGCAUAUCCAGCAAUACAGCCCUAUUCCCCGAACUAGACCAGUGGGAACGGCACAUCCUCAAUCUUGUGAAAGACAUUGUCGCACCGUCCCCACUAGAUAAGUUCCUAAUCGGACCGAGCUUUCACGAGUCACACCACCGUUGUUUCGUGCAGAGCAUACUCCGACCCGCUCACUCGUCCAUGUUAAAAGACGCCACACUCGCUUGUGCCGCCGUGCUCCUCGGCGAACAAUAUGCCCAGUACAACAAGACGAGCGUCGAAAUCGGGCAUCGGCGAGCUGCACUAGCUGUGUCCGGAUUGCGGUCAUUACAGAUAUCCAAAGAGCAAGAUCUGAUUACUGCGGUCGUGCUCGGAAUAUCUAUGGUUACGUUCGCUAUGCAUGUAGCCGAUGGCCAGCCGUUCCUUAUCUCGCAUUAUACAUUGACUCUUGUCAAGCCCGUUUAUCAGACUCUGUUGGGCAUGGAUCCUAGUAUUAUGGAUUUCUUGAUGUGCCUGGUUAGUACGGAGACUUUUGAAUGUCUGCUGAGGUCCGAGAUGCCGACUAUCCGCGUCGGUGAACAUGAUCGCACCAAUGUUGUCGAUCGGUAUAUUGGGCUUAGCUCUUCGCUUUUCGCUCAUAUAUAUGAUGUCUGUGAGGCCAGUCAUUUGAUGAAGGUUAAUGGCGGGGGUGGGAGAAUGGAUAUGGAGAUGGUUGAACGAUUGGGCAAGAUAGAAGAUUCCCUGGAGCAAUGGCAUGCCUCGCCACCGCCAGAUAUUCUUAAAAGAUUUACUCAGUCUGAGGUUGCUGGAAUGUUAUCUCAGUCUGAAAUCCUCCGUCUUGCGGCUUUGCUUAUUGUGCAUCGGAUACGCCAUCCCUCUGGCCAAUGCGACGAGAAAGCACUGCAGUUGUCCAGAGCUAUUACAACGGAGAUAGAUAUGGUCCUGCAAUCCACAGGGCGUUCAAUACCAUGCACUUCACUUCCCUACAUGGUUGCAUGUUUUGAGAUCACGGGGACUGAAGCGCGAGCAGCAGCCGUUACCAAGAUCCCUGAAGUUGUGACUUUCUCCCGGCAAUCGCAGCUUCAGGUUGAACGCUCCUUGUCUUUAGUAUGGGAUGUUAGGGAUCGCGAGGACCAGAUCUACUGGUUCGAUCUAGGUAAAUAUAUACGCAAGACGUCUUCAACAUGA